AUGCCAGCUCCAAGAUACUACCUGCAGAAGGCGAUGGCGACGCUCCUGGACUGUGUUUGGGACCCAACGGCCCAGCUCGCGAGCAUGUACAUCUUCGAAGACAUGAACCCUUUCCCUCCGAAAGACACCCCUCCUCAAGACCUUAUUGGUCACGUAUGGAAGAAACCUGUCGAAGACCUGCUCGACGCGAAGGACAUUUCUCUGCGCGUGCGGGACAAAGCACGUGGCCACGACUUCAUCUCGACAUCUGCCUCCUUGACAGGGAUCUUGCACCCCCCGAAGUGCGACUGGAGAUGUCAAGUCCGCCACAGCGCCAGAGUGCCCACUCCCUCUGGCUUCGUGGAGUACGAGGUCCAGUGGCAGUUCAACCCGGACCGCUACUGGGGCGGCAGGCACAGGAUGCCUGACCACCUACCGGAAGUCUUGCGCCGUGCGCUGCUGAUGCAGAACCUGUGCGAGUGGGCAGCCAUCGUGCUGAAGUAUUCGGUAGAAGCAAUCGUCAAGAAGAUCGAUCCCAACUCAGAGGUCCUCUGGAUGGCAGUCAUCCCUCGGCGCCGCUUCCAGUUCUUUUUCGGCGCCAGCCGUACCUGCUCAACCGUUCAUUCUGUCUUGCUCAUCCGCUCCCGGCUCGCUGGCAACCUUGUCCUCGACCCUACCGGCGAGCAGUACGGUAUCCCGCGCGAACACCGCCUCCUCCCCUGGCGCGUCUACAAGAAGCGCUACGUUGUGAGCCCCGGCCAGUGGUGUGGCGAAGGUGUCUGGUCGACGGGGACGGAGGCGUUCAUACACGGCCUUGAGGGCGGUGAGGACUGGCCGUUCUGGGAGUCAGUGAGGGACAUCACAGAUGCGAAUGUGGCUGCUUGGCUGCCGAGCGGUGAUCUGAGGGUGGUGAUGAACGAUGAGGGUCACUGGAAAAAGAAGGCCGAGCUGCUGGAGAGGUUGGUGGCGGAGGAGCUGUACUGGUUUCUCAAAAAGCCCAUUGUGGACGUCUCUUGCGCUUGA
Ascochyta rabiei is the source of this 1002-nucleotide messenger RNA. RefSeq lists its product as uncharacterized. The record is from RefSeq and is a predicted model, not a curated record. The transcript is spliced from 3 exons. NCBI's taxonomy places the organism in Eukaryota, Fungi, Ascomycota, Dothideomycetes, Pleosporales, Didymellaceae. The coding region runs from base 1 to 1002 and encodes 333 amino acids.